Dibothriocephalus latus is the source of this 546-nucleotide messenger RNA. Lineage: Eukaryota; Metazoa; Platyhelminthes; Cestoda; Diphyllobothriidea; Diphyllobothriidae. The record is from the annotation of a GenBank genome assembly.
AUGCGUACUCUGAUUGAAGCCGGUCAUAUGGCUGUCACUUUGAGCAAUGCCUGGACUGCCAAGGUCAUCACAAAUGCCUGGUGGGUUCGGUAUGAUCAGGUGUCGAAGACUGCCCCGUCGGGCGAAUACCUCACCACCGGCUCUUUUGUUAUUCGCGGUCGCAAGAACCUCCUUCCUCAGUGCCACCUCACGUAUGGCUUCAGCGUCCUCUUUGGGCUUGCUGAGGACUCUCUGGACCACCACAAGGGUGAACGUUGUAUAGAGGCAGGGGCUUCGGAGGACGUCCAUGCGUCUCUCAAGAAAUACGAGUGCCCCUCCCUCCUGGAAACUAAGGACGGAGGAGAAGGAGAAGGUGGUGACAGCGCAGACGAACUGGCCCAGGCCUUGGAUGAUGUCUCUCUUAAACUGAAUAUUAAUCGGUCAUCGUUUGACCGUUUUCCUUCGACUGUUGUCUUUCUAAACGGCAACCUGACUCUUGUGCUUGCUCGGUUGCUAAGGUCUGCCUGUGGUCGCGUCUACCCGCAUAGGACGAAUACGCUUCUGUAA